CUUGAGAUGGGGCCGACUAACUGCGGUAGACAUCGCCGAGACUUCGUCCCCCCAACGAGGGAGAUCUACUGGUCGAUAAACGACUCACUUGACUCCAAUCGACCGCAAUGAGUUUGGAAAUCCUUGAUCUCCAUCUUCAUGCCCAAUUCCGUCACUCCCUUGCCUCAUCUCCAUAGUAUUUUCUUUUCCCAUGGCGCAUUUUUCACUGCCAUUCUCAAACCGUUGGAGAAGCUAGGACAUGGCCCGGCAUAGCAUAGUGUAGUACACUAGCAGUUCCUCGUCCGCCUGCCUCAACUCCAAUCUUUCACUCCACCGGAACACGCUCCCCACAUUGCAAUUUCUCGUAUUCCGUUGCACUAAGCAGAGACUAAAAAGUAACCCAUCAAGGUUCCAUAGGUCCAUCGAUGGUGGUCCAUUCCAUGGUGCUCGGGCGGCUAUCCUUUUCAAGCGCCUCGCAGGGAAUCACUACAUGGGAGGGUACUUGACUUUCUCCGACAAGACAGAUAAAGAAAAGAAACAAAGGUUGCCCAGCUACAGCAUUCGCAGCUCGCUUCGCCCUUCAGUUCCAGGUCCCUCAUCCCCAACCCCGGUUCUUGUCUUGGUCCUUGUCCAUGUCGCCUACGGUGCCGGGCGCGACGGCACUGCUGCGGUAAGUGCACGCUCCGGCCCGAGCAGAACCAGCCAACAGGGUCAAGUUGCGAAAGUCUCAUGUUCCACUGUGCAAUCGUACAACCCUUUACUCAAACUCAGACCCUGGCCUGUGUUCUGCCUAGUCUGCAUCUGGCUGCUUCAGGGAACGCAAGGACAAAUUGCCGGCCUGGUCGUGCUGGAUCGGGACCAGGCAGGGACUGCAAACUGA
This is a messenger RNA of Neurospora hispaniola, 859 nucleotides long. RefSeq lists its product as uncharacterized. NCBI's taxonomy places the organism in Eukaryota, Fungi, Ascomycota, Sordariomycetes, Sordariales, Sordariaceae. The record is from RefSeq and is a predicted model, not a curated record. The coding region runs from base 470 to 859 and encodes 129 amino acids. The transcript has 4 exons.